AUGGCAGCCAGGAUCCCUCCAGAGCCAAGACCUUCUCCAGAAGGUGACCCAUUCCCACCACCACCACCACCACCAAUGUCAACCCUCAUUCCUGACACUCCCCCGGACACCCCUCCUGCCAUGAAGAAUCCUGCCAGCCCUAAGCAGCUCCCACUGGAACCAGAGUGUACCCCAGGGCAGAUCGAGCGUGGGCCAGUCCCCCUGCAAGAGGAGUCCCCUCCCUCAGAAGUGAAAAGCAGGGGACCCACUCCACCAGCCACAGGCCCACGGGACGCCAGGCCUCCUCGAAGGAGCAGCCAGCCAUCUCCAACAGCAGUGCCAGCCUCUGACAGCACCCCUACCAAGCAAGAUGUGAAGAAAGCAGGAGAGAGACACAAGCUAGCAAAGGAGCGGCGGGAAGAGCGGGCCAAGUACCUGGCGGCCAAGAAGGCAGUAUGGCUGGAGAAGGAGGAGAAGGCCAAGGCGCUGCGAGAGAAGCAGCUUCAGGAGCGCCGGAGGCGGCUAGAGGAGCAGCGGCUUAAAGCUGAGCAGCGCCGCGCGGCCCUGGAGGAGAGACAGCGGCAGAAACUCGAGAAAAACAAGGAGCGCUAUGAAGCCGCUAUCCAGCGGUCAGUGAAGAAGACGUGGGCUGAGAUCCGGCAGCAGCGCUGGUCCUGGGCAGGGGCCCUGCACCACAGUUCCCCGGGACAUAAGACCAGUGGGAGCAGGUGCUCCGUGUCGGCAGUAAACCUGCCCAAACACGUGGACUCUAUAAUCAACAAGCGGCUCUCAAAGUCCUCAGCCACGCUCUGGAACUCCCCCAGUAGAAAUCGGAGCCUACAGCUGAGCCCAUGGGAGAGCAGCAUUGUGGACCGUCUGAUGACGCCCACCCUCUCCUUCCUGGCAAGGAGUCGCAGUGCAGUCACACUGCCUCGCAAUGGCCGGGACCAGGCCGUGCCUGUGUGCCCACGCUCGGCCUCUGCCAGCCCCCUGACGUCUUGCAGCGCCCCCCGGAACGUGCACCGCUGCGCCCCCGCUGGGGAGCGCCGCAAGCCCAGCACAGUGGGCAGCCCUGCCCCGGCCCGCCGUCGGCCCGAGGCCUCGCCGGUGCAGAAAAAGGAGAAGAAGGACAAGGAGAGGGAAAACGAAAAGGAGAAGAGCGCCCUCGCCCGGGAGCGCAGCCUCAAGAAGCGCCAGUCACUGCCCGCCUCGCUGCGGCCAAGGCCUUCGGUGGGCCCCACCUCUGAGCUCAGUCCCAAAUCCAAGGCCCACCCAGCAUCUCCAUCCACCUCCUGGCACAGGCCUGCCUCUCCCUGCCCCAGCUCCAGCCCUGGGCCAGGCCACGCUCUGUCCCCAAAGCCACCAUCCCCCCGAGGCAUCACUGCAUCACCCAAAGGGCGCAUUCGGAGGAAGGAUGAAUCAAAGGACAGUCCCAGUGCAGCAGGGCCUGAGGACAAGAACCAGAACAAGGGCAGGGCCAGUGACGAGGAGCCAGCAGGCCCAGCUUCACCAGCACCCUCGCCUGUGCCCUCACCGGUCCCAGCCCAGCCCCAGAAGGAGCAGCCCACAGUGGAGAGCCCCGCAGGAACUGCUGUUCUCAUCUCACCUCCAGCCCCUGCUCCCCCGGUGACCCCUAGCAAACCCAUAGCCGGAACCACAGACCGGGAGGAGGCCACUCGGCUCCUGGCUGAGAAGCGGCGCCAGGCCCGGGAACAGCGGGAACGCGAGGAGCAAGAGCGGAAGCUGCAGGCAGAACGGGACAAGCGAAUGAGAGAGGAGCAGUUAGCGCAGGAGGCCAAGGCCCGGGCUGAGCGGGAGGCCGAGGCCCAGAGGCGGGAGGAGCAGGAAGCCCGGGAGAAGACACAGGCUGAGCAGGAGGAGCAGGAACGUCUGCAGAAGCAGAAAGAGGAGGCUGAAGCUCGAUCCCGGGAAGAAGCAGAGCGGCAGCGACUGGAGCGGGAAAAGCACUUCAGGCGGGAGGAGCAGGAACGGAAAGAGCGCAGAAAGCGCCUGGAGGAGAUCAUGAAGAGGACUCGGAAGUCUGAAGCUGCUGAAACCAAGAAGCAGGAUGACAAGGAAACAAAAGUCAACGAUUCCAACCCAGACCCUGUGAAAGCCGUGGAGGCUCGCCCCUCAGCACUGCAGAAAGAAGAGCUGGCCACCCAGGAGAUUCAGUGGAGCCUGCCAAACAAGGAGUCGCCAGGGUCCCUGGUGAAUGGUCUGCAGCCUCUCCCAUCACAUCAGGAGAAUGGCUUCUCUCCCAAGGGGCCCCCAGGGGACAAGAGUCUAGGCCGAACGCCAGAGACACUGCUGCCCUUCGCAGAGGCAGAAGCUUUCCUCAAGAAAGCUGUGGUGCAGGCUCCACAGGUCACAGGCCACCCAGGCGGGGGGAGGGGAUGUAAUAGAGCAGCCCACGUGACAUCCGACAACCCGACGCGUGACGCGAAUCGGAAGUUGCGGACGCCGCCGCCGCCGUCGUCGUCGGAGAGCGGGGACGCGGGCCGCACUGUCGGGCGGGGGCGAGGAUCGGGCCGGUUGUGCCGUUGCGAGGCUGCAGCUGCGAUUGCUGCUGUGGGCCCAGGGCUUCCCCUCGCUCCGGCCUGGCUUCGGAGGCCCAAGGCCGCCUUCUCUUCUGAGCAACUCCCAUCCUUCUUUCUGCUUUUCUGCAAUAUGCCGGGGGACACCUUCCUCUACCUCUCCCCCUUUUGGUCAUACGAACCCCGUUAUUUGGAUUUCUCCUUUUCCUGA
Chrysochloris asiatica (Cape golden mole) is the source of this 2727-nucleotide messenger RNA. It is a transcript of the gene MAP7D1, whose product is annotated as MAP7 domain containing 1. Gene Ontology annotation, cellular component: microtubule cytoskeleton. Lineage: Eukaryota; Metazoa; Chordata; Mammalia; Afrosoricida; Chrysochloridae. The record is from RefSeq and is a predicted model, not a curated record. Bases 1 to 2727 code for a protein of 908 amino acids. Gene Ontology annotation, biological process: microtubule cytoskeleton organization. The transcript is spliced from 19 exons.